GGUUGUCCCAAAAAAACGUUGCUUAUUUAUUUGUGUUUAUUAAAUAGUGACUUUAAGACUAUAGUGAUUACAAAUUAAUGUCUACAUUAGUGCAUUGUGUUUAGAGACAUACGCAAAGAAGAAAGGUAUGAUAAGCUGCGCAUCCCCCGCCGGCAUGCCGCCAGCGCCGCACUCCGCUCACACCCAGCCUUGGGGUCCCCUUCUUCAACCGCCUGCUGUGAAGGCGGAACCAAUGGACGAUGCCAGCUAUUCAAAAGAACAAACCAGUGGAUUUUACUCCGAAGGGUUUCACAGCGCCUCUCCUUCAUCCUCUAGUAAGGACUCCAACGGUCACUCCCCACGCAGCGUCGGCAGCGCUGGAGAACCAUCGCCUUUCUAUGAUAACCUGCCGCUUAAAGCCAAGGCCAAUUUAGGAGUACAUUUAGAUUCAUACCGCGGUGGAGUACCUUACAGCUUACUUACACCUCCGAGUUUCGAGCAUCGAACAAACGAUGGACGUGAACCAUCACCAGGUUUUGAUACUUCAUACUCCCCGAGAUCACUAGUACCGCCUGCUCACGUUUCCACGCCCCUAGCUCGUGCAGAUGCUACACCUCCAAAAUCACCCAGAACACCUUCCUCGCCAGAACGGGAUCACGAGAGACGAUCAUUUGAAAGAUUUCACGAUUCUGGAUUUGAUGGUGUUCAGAAUAAACAAGAUAUUGACGAUGGUCGCGAUGGGUCAGGCCUUGAGGAUGACUUUGAUGAGGAACCAGGACUCAGGGUUCCAGCUGUAAAUUCUCAUGGUAAAGUGAAAACAUUCAAAUGUAAGCAGUGUGAAUUCGUAGCGGUUACGAAACUUAGUUUUUGGGAGCACAGCAAGGAGCAUAUUAAACCAGAAAAAAUGUUAUGCUGCCGCAAAUGUCCGUUUGUAACCGAAUACAAACACCAUCUUGAGUACCACAUGAGGAAUCAUUUAGGAUCAAAGCCAUUUCAAUGCAGUCAGUGCUCGUAUUCGUGCGUCAACAAAUCCAUGCUUAACUCUCACCUCAAAUCACAUUCGAAUGUUUAUCAAUACCGCUGCGCGGAUUGCAACUAUGCAACAAAGUAUUGCCAUUCAUUAAAACUACAUUUACGCAAAUAUCAGCACAACCCUGCAAUGGUACUUAACAUAGACGGCACGCCAAAUCCCCUCCCCAUAAUCGACGUAUACGGAACGCGACGUGGUCCUAAACAGAAGCCACUUUCAAAGAUCUUUGAACAACAAGUAUCCAUGAACAACAAUAGCAGUCAACCGCAGCCCCCGCCACCAACCCAUCCUCUAUUCGGAAGUCAUUUUCCAGUAAAUUUACCUUACUUGCCACCACUUUUACCUCACUCUUUCCUCUUCCCUCCAAACAAUAACUAUGAACAAAGAACAUCACCGAAACAAUGUGAGAUGAUUCCUGAUAAGCAAGCGACGUCACCGCCUCCCUCAAUUUUACACCAACGCCUUUCUUACGGAGAGCGUCCAUCAGAGGUCGGAACUACCACACCACCCGCAACAUCUCCAGCGAGUUUACCUCGCACACCAACUACAAGAAACUCUUCUCCAAUACAAACAAACGACGCUCUUGAUCUUACUAAUGGAAAAAGUAGCGAGGCAGGCUCACCACCACCUACAGAACAACAUGCGCCUGUAACACCUACAACGGCACUCAAAAAUAGAAGAAAGGGUCGUGCUUUUAAACUGCAACCUGCAGCUUUAAGACUACAACAUCAAGAUGAAAAAAUGCGUGAAGCAGAAGCCUCAGAUUCUGAAUCCGACGAAGAAGCGCCACCAACCACGGCUCAAAACACUUACUCUUGUCAGUACUGCGAUAUUACUUUCGGCGAUCUUACAAUGCACACGAUACAUAUGGGUUUCCAUGGUUACAAUGAUCCCUUCAUGUGUAACAAGUGCGGAGAGAGGAGCGGCGACCGCGUCGCCUUUUUCAUUCAUCUCGGCCGAGCUCAACACGCCUAGCUUUUCUGAGUCGCUUUGUAAUAAUCCUAGUCAACACAUUCUUAUCUAGUUAUGUGAGCCGAAAUGACGUUUAACUAUAGAGUUGUAGAAAAGGGUAAAAUGUAGAUAGCGUCAAUUUAGAAUUUAAUUUGAUACGAGUUCUAAAUUGAUUUAUACGGCCAAAGAUUAUAAGUACAGCUGAGAAUCAUGAAUACAAUCUGUUCUUAUUCUAUUUUAUAAGAGAACGUAAUUAUAGUAAUAACGGUGUGUUUGUUAUAAAUAUUUAUUCUUUAUUCUGUAUUCAAAAAUUCGGACUAUGUAAAAUUACGUUCCUCUAAUUUGUAUAUAAGUAGGUAUCUAAAUAGGUAAAUGUCGGUAAGCUUGACAUUAGUAGAUAGUUUAGAAGAUAAUUAGGUUAGAUUGAAUACAUAGACAUGUGUUUAACCCUGUGUUAUAUAGCAUUUAGAAACGUGUGACCAAUAUGUAAACAAGACUGUAUAUCUUGAUUAAGUACAAAAGAACGAACAUGUUUCCGUUUUGUUUUACCUGAAUUUCAUCUUAAUUUCUUAUUAAUCGAUAUAUUACAUGUUUGAAUAAUACCUAUACGAACUUUAGAGCAACAAUUAAUGAUAAAAUAGUUAACUGAACAAUUUAUAAUCAGUCUGAAAUGUAUUAUAAUAUGAAUAGAUUAUUUAAAAACAUUGUACAAUAUUUUAAAAACGGUGAAGUUACCUAUUAGUUAAUAAAAGACGUAGGAAUAUGCUAAGAGUAGCAAGGUAGGUGUAAUGUAAUAAUUAUUUAAUUAAGCGAAUCAGAGUGUAUUUAUAUGAACCGAGAAGAAUUUAUUUUAUUUAUUUAUCCAAUGGUGUAAUGUGUGAUAAUGUUGUUUUACAUACUUGUCAGGUGGUACGUAGGUACUGAGAAUUUCUGUUUUAAGAACUAUCGUUUACACAAUGGUGAAGAUGUUGUAUUGUCAUUGCGGAUGUCUGGCUUGGAAUUAUUUUUCAUAAUGCGAUAUGUAAGUACAAUUCUUCAUUCCAUGUUUGGGUUACAGGUUGUAAUAAUUGAUAGACUAUUUUAGUACAGCUUAAGUUACAUUGCUGCGUCGAUUAAAUAUUUUAAAUAACAAUGUCUAAUUUGACUACUUAUAAUAUCCAAACUUUUAAAAUGUCUGAAACACAAUUUACAUAUAUCUACCGAAAAAUCAUUAUUUAACAACCAAAGGUUUCUUAGUUUCUUACAUUUAUACACUAUAAAUAUUAAGUCGAAGCAGCUGUGGUAACUGGCAUUAAAAUUCGAAAUUGAAUUUCUUAUUAAGUACCAUAUUAUGUACCUUCUUUAAUGUACACAAAAUGUAAAAUGCAAAAUUGUGUAAUUAAAAAUCCAAUAGAAUAUCUGUGUAUGAUAUUUAAGUUAUUGAAAGAAAUCGUGUUUAUUAUUAUAAUUAUUGGAGAGAUUCCUUU
Achroia grisella is the source of this 3426-nucleotide messenger RNA. Its product is annotated as protein hunchback-like. Gene Ontology annotation, molecular function: DNA-binding transcription factor activity; RNA polymerase II cis-regulatory region sequence-specific DNA binding. The record is from RefSeq and is a predicted model, not a curated record. The transcript has 3 exons. Bases 128 to 1984 code for a protein of 618 amino acids. Lineage: Eukaryota; Metazoa; Arthropoda; Insecta; Lepidoptera; Pyralidae. Gene Ontology annotation, biological process: regulation of transcription by RNA polymerase II.